Messenger RNA from Paracoccidioides brasiliensis Pb18, 609 nucleotides. RefSeq lists its product as uncharacterized. The coding region runs from base 1 to 609 and encodes 202 amino acids. The transcript is spliced from 2 exons. The record is from RefSeq and is a predicted model, not a curated record.
AUGAAGUAUCUGUCCCUUCUUUUCCUCCUCCCUCUCGCAUCUGCUGUAGCACUUCCAAAUCCGUUUCCAGAAUCAGAGGAAGUGAGUCCAGCAGGCGUGCAUAUUCGAGGGGUCUUCUAUGGCGGCAGCGGCUGCAAGCAGGGAUCAUUAGAUAUUGAAGUUGACGACCACGGCACCAAAUGUCCCAUCCGGACAAAGGACUUGUAUGCCGUGGGCGGACCGGAUACUACGUAUCCUGACCGUCGCCGGUUUUGCCAGUUGAACUUCGACCUCAUCUACCCUCAGGGCUGGUCAUUUUCCAUCCUAGGGGCCGAAUAUAAGGGCCGUGUUUCAUUGCAGAAGGAUUCCACAGCGUGGUUUAAAACUACAUACUAUUUCUCUGGAGAGACUUCCCAGGCAGUCAGCAGGAUGGAUUUCACGGGCCCUACAUCCAAGGAUUUCGAAGCACAGGACAUGGUGGUUUGGGACACCUGGUCGCCUUGUGGAAACACGCAAACCCUGCUUAACGUGAAGCAAGAGGUGUCGGUUCGCGGGACCGGUAAACUCGCGAGCACGUCCACAGAGGGACAGUUUGGACAUGCCGUGAUAUUCAAAUGGAAACGGUGCUAG